Molecule: messenger RNA, 4611 nt
Organism: Mastomys coucha (southern multimammate mouse)
Lineage: Eukaryota; Metazoa; Chordata; Mammalia; Rodentia; Muridae
Gene: Trdn
Product: triadin
Exons: 37
Coding region: 395-2443 (682 amino acids)
Cellular component (GO): membrane; sarcoplasmic reticulum
Molecular function (GO): signaling receptor binding
Source: RefSeq, a predicted model, not a curated record
GGCUUCGUUUUCCUCUAUUAUUUAUUUGCUUUUAUUUAUUUACUUACUUAUUUUUGCCUGUAUCUUUAGGGCUUGAGAGUUGGUGUGUGUGUUUGUUCCUCCAGAGUGCCAAAAAAAAAGUGCUGAAGAGUCCUAGGGAGAUGAGGCUAUUUUUAUUUGAAGCUGAUACUUUUAGCUGAGCCACAAGUACUGCUUGGAAAGGGCUUAGACUGUUUCCAGGGGGAGAACUCUGCAGAGAAGAGGCAAAGUUCUACAAGACAACAAAAACAGCCAGAACAUCCAGGAAAAGGAAGAGCCCUUGCCAUAGCCCUCUACCAGAGUUCUCUAAUCCUACCUGAUUCAGCAAAGCACCACUUGACUGGAACUUUUCACUUGAUUGAUUUCUGCACCCACCAUGACUGAGAUCACUGCUGAAGGAAAUGCAUCUUCAACCACAACUGUGAUAGACAACAAAAAUGGAUCUGUUUCCAAGUCCCCUGGAAAGGUGCUCAAGAGGACCGUCACUGAAGAUAUCGUGACAACAUUCAGCUCCCCUGCAGCCUGGCUUCUUGUCACCGCUCUCAUUGUCACAUGGUCAGCUGUUGCUAUUGUGAUGUUUGAUUUAGUGGAUUACAAAAACUUUUCAGCAAGUUCCAUUGCCAAGAUUGGCUCAGAUCCUCUAAAACUAGUGAACGAUGCUGUGGAGGAGACAACAGACUGGAUCUAUGGCUUCUUCUCUUUGCUAUCUGACAUCAUCUCAUCUGAAGGUGAUGAAGAUGAUGAGGAUGCAGAUGAGGACAUUGAAAAAGGAGAAAUAGAAGAACCACCCUUAAAAAGAAAAGAAAUGCACAAAGAAAAGGCUGAAAAGCAGGAGAAACCUGAGAAGAAAAUACAAGCUAAAGUUCCACACAGAGAAAAGGAGAAAGGAAAAGAAAAAUUAAAAGGAGAAAAAUCAGAGAAGAAAGCAACUCACAAAGAGAAACUUGAGAAAAAAGAAAGAACAGAAACAAAGAUGAUGACAAAAGAGGACAAGAAAGUUAAAACUAAGGAAAAGACUGAAGAAAAGGCUAAGAGGGAAAUGAAAGUUGGGAAACAGGAGAAAAUGAAACCAACAGCUGCAAAAGCCAAAGAAGCUCUGAAAACACCAGCAAAGGCCAGAGAGAGGGAUGACAAAGAGAUGCCAGCUGUGCCCAAGCAGGAGCAGAAAGAUCAGUAUGCAUUCUGUCGGUAUAUGAUUGACAUGUUUGUCCAUGGGGAUUUAGAACCAGGACAAAGCCCAGUUAUGCCACCACCAUCAUUGACAGCUUCCAGACCUGCUUUGCCAACACCAGCUCUUGAAGAAAAAGAAAAAGAAGAAGAGAAGAAGAAAAUGGAGAAGAAAGUUACUUCUGAUACAAAAAAGAAAGAAAAAGAAGUCAAAAAGAAAAGUGAGGAAACUACCAGUGAUGGGAAAGGCAAAGAGCCAGGCAAACCUCCUGAAACCAAACAAAUGACCACUAAAAUCACAACACAAGCUGCAGCUAGAAAGGAUGAGAAGAAAGAAGAAUCCAAGGAAAUGAGAAAACCUCCAGAAAAACAACCCAAAGGAAAAAAACAGGAACAGAAAGAAAAGCACAUAGAACCAGCAAAGACACCAAAAAAGGAACAUCUAGGUCCAAGUGAAAAACACAGAAAAGCAAAAGCUGAACGAGCCAAGGAAGAGAUUGCUGCUGCCUCAACAAAAAAGGCCCUGCAUGGAAAGAAAGAACAGAAAGCCAAGACAGUGGAGCAAGAAAUGAAAAAAGAAAAAUCUGGGAAGAGUUCUUCAGAUUUGAAAGAUAAAGAGCCACGACCAAAAAACGAAAAGAAGUCAGAGCCACAAGUGAAAAAGGAAGCAAAACUAGUAUCAUCUGACAAAGGCCAAACACGCAAACAGAACAUCACCAGACCAGAGCAAGUUAUUCCUCAUGGUAAACCAGAACAAAAAGUUCCCAAGCAGGUAAAAGCUAUUACAGCAGAAAAGACAGAAAAAGCUGAAUACCAAGAAAAAGACCGCCCAUCUAUAAAAACAGAUAAGCCUAAACCAUCUUCAAAGGGAAUACCAGAAGUCACAGACUCAGGGAAGAAGAAAAUUGAAAAAUCUGAAAAAGAAAGUAAAGUUCCAGCAAGACAAGAAAAUCUUCAGGUGCACAAUGUGACUAAAGCAGAAAAACCUGGAAAAAUACCAAAAGAUUCCAAAGAUUCACCAGCUUCAAAGAAUGAUAAAGAAGACUCCAAAGAUGUCCCACGUUCAAAGAAAGAUAAAGAAGUAACUGGUGAUGUAUCUUCACCAAAGAAGCAAAAAAGUCCCAUCAGUUUCUUCCAAUGUGUCUACUUGGAUGGGUACAACGGCUAUGGGUUUCAGUUUCCUGUCACUCCUGCCCAACAUCCUGGAGAGAACCCUGGCAAAACAAACUCUCCAGGACAGAAGCAGCAAGAACAGUAGACACACAUGCAUGACCCUGACAACUGCUUUUACACAGUGAAAAUGGGAUCUUCUCUUUUGUCCAUAGUGGCAGAGGCAAUCAAAACUACCUGAUGCUGAGAUUUCAUUGUAAACAUUUUUCCUGGUAUAAAGAGAUGACAUGGAUAAAGGGACUGACUAAUUGACAUUUGUGUUGAGGGUCAAAUACUUGAGAAUCUUUAUUUGUGUCUGUUGCUAUAGGAGCGGUCCUUACAUUAAGCUUCUUCUAGUCAUUAUAAAGUAGUAUACUCAUUGAAGUUUACUUUUAAAUGUAAUUGGCACAAUUACAAAAUGAGAUUUAUGUCUUCAGGUAAAUAAUUUUUAAAUUGGUAACAUAGACUGUGUUCCAAUACAAUAGUAUAGGAACAUAUAUAAAAGUUAUUCUUCUGCAUCAUGUGGGUAGACUCAGUUUACCCAAAAACAUAUGUAUAACAUUAUAUUCUCUUCUGUUUCUAGUUUAAUUGUGGUAAGGCUCUACAUAGGUAUGUCUUACACCAGAGUAUUCUAAAUUCCUUGCAGUAUUCUUAAUGAACAGACUAUCUAACAGAUGUGACUUGACAAAGAAUAAGUGCUUGUUAGAUCGUAUCUCUGAGAUUGCCUUGAGCUAUGCUUAAGACAUUCUCUCUUGUGGACAUAUACUUGCAAUUAAGCAGGUCUGGUGUUACUUGUAUAAUAGCAAGUUAAUGAGAUACAAAAUCUUCACAUUUCUCCAGAUUGUGCCUCAGGAAAUCCAUCACCUACGUCAAGGUUUAGAUCAAAUAAUAACUAUGGUUGACCAACUCAAACAUAGUUAUUUCUCAAUACAUACUUUCUGUGAAAUUAAAUGUUUUCUUUUUUCAAAUGGAAGCAAUACAAGUGCCAUAAAGGUUUAAGUGAGGUGAUUUGGGCCUAGACAUGUUCAUGAGGUAUCUUACUUUCUUUUGGCUAAUUGAACAUUAAUGCCAGUUAAAUCAAUGGCAGUUUUUAACUUACUUGUCCAUGAAUCACUGAAAAUAACUGUUGAGAAUGUCCAUCUCCUUAGUAAUACAAACACUAGAUUUUCAUGAACUUUUCUUAUCAACUCUAGAAAAAAUGAUUGUACUUUUUCAUCAUGUUUCUAGUUAUAGUUUCAUAGUUGAACCUAUGACAAAUUAACUCACAAAACAACUUGAGUUACCAUUUCUGGCACUGUCAUAAGGUCAGCGAAUGCUGAGCUACUGACUCAGUGAACUCGCUGUGUAAUUGGUUUUCAAGUAUUGUAGCCAAACAUAGUUCUUGAGGUCCAAGACAAAGGUCCAUUUUACCAAUAUUCAGGUAGGAUAUGGAUCAUAUACUCAACAUUAAUGAUUGAACGUUCGUGACUUUUGUAAGGAAGUUAGCUUCAACCAGAUGCUGACAGACUGAAUUCAUACCACAAAAGCCAACACUAUAAUGAACUAGAUUAAUGGAGUCAUUUGGAGGGGAAGGAGUACAUAAUUGACCAGAGCGAAUGAUAUCUUUCAAAGCUGCUUCUUUCAGCAAUUCAAACUUACAAGGAGAACAAUGGAUAAAGUGUUCUACUUAGGUGCAGUUUCACCCAUGCAAUUUCCUGAGUGUGGAACAGUGAAUAAAUGUGAUAGUUGUUUUAAAAGACACUACAAAAUGGGUUAUCCACUAAGUUAUUACUUUUCAAUUAGUCUUUCUGUUCUGUGUCAGGUAAUAGACCCUGUAACAUAAUACAGCAAAAUAUUUUACUUCAUGUUAUUCUGGCACAGCAACUUACUCUCAAAAAUGUACUAUAUGUAUUGGAUCUGUAUCUCCAGGUUUCAAACAACCAUUGAAACAAACAGCUCAGUACUUCACAGAGUCAACUCUACUCUGUAGACAGAUAAGAUGUCUUAAUAUGGGUUUGCUUGAAAACAUAUUUUGAAAUUAUGUUUUUGGAGAUUACAUUAAUCUUAUCUCCACCAACUUUUAAAUAUCAUCAUCUAUUUUCUUUAUGAAACAAAUUGACAAAAUAUAACAAAUGUUAUUGUAAAUUUAGGUGUGAAUUAGAGAAAAACUAUGUUGUAACUAAUAUUAACAAUAAUUGUUAAGGUUUGUCUAAAAUUUCAAUGACUAGUAUAAUUUGAAAAAAAUCUAAAUUGUCAUCUGUUAUAUCUUUUCAUUAAUAAACUACUUCUGGCCCUUGA